Molecule: messenger RNA, 2627 nt
Organism: Myotis daubentonii (Daubenton's bat)
Lineage: Eukaryota; Metazoa; Chordata; Mammalia; Chiroptera; Vespertilionidae
Gene: LBX1
Product: ladybird homeobox 1
Biological process (GO): regulation of transcription by RNA polymerase II
Cellular component (GO): nucleus
Molecular function (GO): sequence-specific double-stranded DNA binding; DNA-binding transcription factor activity, RNA polymerase II-specific
Source: RefSeq, a predicted model, not a curated record
CGGGCGGUACACUCUUGCCCGGCGUUGGGCUGGGCGGGGCCGGCAGCCGGCCGAGGCCCGGCCAGCAGAGCGCAGCAGGGAGGCCCCAGCCGGCCCGUUAGCCGGGGCACCCGGCCCGACCGCCGGUCGGACGCCGGUCACCAGGCGGCCUCUAGAGCAUCGGCCCGAGGAAAGUGUGCAGGAUUGCCUGAAGAGUACAGAAUCGGUGCACUCGCCUCGGCUCUUCCAACUGCCGCCUCCAGGACCCGGGGCCAGGAGCCGCCGCGGAGCCACCUGACACCUUUAAAUAGCACCGGGGCUGGCGAAACUGGAGCCCCGCGCGGCGCGCCCCGGCUCGGGCCCCGGAUUGCUGGAAGCCCCGGCGGCGGCGGCGCCCGCGCCAGCACCCUCCUCCCGGGGCCCCGGGCGGCUCGGCUCGCCUCUGCCACUGCGUUAAUCGGCCCCGCGCCUGGCCAGCGCUUGGCCCGCGCCCUGCCCGGCGCGGCCUCCUGCCCACCCGCCGCUGCCGCUUUCCCGCGCCGCCCGGCGCCCGAGCUGCCCGCGGGCUGGGUCCCCGCAGCCCGAGCCGCCCGGGCCGGGCCCCCAAACGAGGCCGAGAUGACUUCCAAGGAGGAAGGCAAGGCGGCGCCGGGGGAGGAGCGGCGGCGCAGCCCGCUGGACCACCUGCCGCCACCCGCCAACUCCAACAAGCCGCUGACGCCGUUCAGCAUCGAGGACAUCCUCAACAAGCCGUCUGUGCGGAGAAGUUACUCGCUGUGCGGGGCGGCGCACCUGCUGGCGGCGGCGGACAAGCACUCGCCGGGCGGCUUGCCCCUGGCGGGCCGCGCGCUGCUCUCGCAGACCUCGCCUCUGUGCGCCCUGGAGGAGCUCGCCAGCAAGACCUUUAAGGGGCUGGAGGUCAGCGUCCUGCAGGCAGCCGAAGGCCGAGACGGAAUGACCAUCUUUGGGCAACGGCAGACCCCCAAGAAGCGGCGAAAGUCGCGCACGGCCUUCACCAACCACCAGAUCUACGAGCUGGAGAAGCGCUUCCUCUACCAGAAGUACCUGUCCCCCGCCGACCGCGACCAAAUCGCGCAGCAGCUGGGCCUCACCAACGCUCAGGUCAUCACCUGGUUUCAGAAUCGGCGCGCCAAGCUCAAGCGGGACCUGGAGGAGAUGAAGGCCGACGUGGAGUCCGCCAAGAAACUGGGCCCCAGCGGGCAGAUGGACAUCGUGGCGCUGGCCGAACUGGAGCAGAACUCGGAGGCUGCGGGCGGCGGCGGCGGCGGCUGUGGCAGGGCCAAGUCGAGGCCUGGCUCUCCCGCACUCCCUCCAGGCGUUCCGCAGGCCCCAGGCGCGGGGCCCCUGCAACUCUCGCCCGCUUCCCCGCUCACGGACCAGCCUGCCAGCAGCCAGGACUGCUCGGAGGACGAGGAAGAUGAAGAGAUCGACGUGGACGAUUGAGCAGAGCCCAGGAUCCUCUGCCGCCCAGGGCCCCGGAAGCCCGUAGGCCUGCAGCCUCCCGGACGGACGGGACCGCGGAGGGGAGCUGGGACCUCCUCUGCAACUCCCGCCUUCUCCCCCGUCCCUGGCCCGGACUCGGCUCCCAGCAGCUGCCUCUUCCCUCUCGAAGCAAUAAACCCGGCUGGCCGGCGGGCCGGCCGCAGCGCAGGGCCUCCGCCGCCCGGGGAGCCCUCGCCGUGCAAUUCCGUAUGGCUUCUGUAUAAAUAUUUAAACCUAUAUAGCGGGUUCUCCCACCGCAGCCUGAUUUUUUUUUUUUAAAUCUCGGAGAUAUUCAUGUUUUCAAAGCUCCCAGGCUGCCGGGUUUGCUGAGAGCGAGGCGGAACGAGGGUGACGGACACCGAACCUAGCGGUCUGGAGGAGAGGGCCACCGGGACAGUUUCGAUUUUCUCUGCAUGUGGCGAAUGCACCGGCCCUCUUCCUCCUCGCCUCCCCAGGCCUCUUGCAGUUGACUUCUUUUAUUUCCUUCUGCAUUUUCCCCGCGUGGGAAGGGGCUGAGGUGGGCAGCCGGGUCGUGACUUGCAAGUUUCAAAUUGAUCUUUUCUCCCCACCUCGAGAGAAGUCUGUUUUCUAUGCCAUUUCUGCCUCCCGAUGCCCACUAACGCUAUUUUUAAGAUUCUUCCCCACCCUCUCUCGGUUUCCUCGGACUGACGGCUGGGGUCCGGGUCUUGGGACAAAAUGGGAAAUCCAACCAACCAAGCAACCAACGAAAAAAAUAACCCAAAGCCCUAGAAUUAUUUUUUACUCUUUUUAGAAUUUUUUUGCAUGUGACAGAGACUGAGAGGAGGCCAACCUAUGCCCUCACCCCACCUCCUCCACAGCUCUGGGUCUGUCUUGCAGCCUCCAGCGCCCUGCUCCCAGCUUGACUUGGCCAGACAAGGGUGACCAGAUGAGGGUGGGUCCCACGUGCCCUUCCCUGCUCCUGCCCUGCCUUUUCGUCCCGGACUGUACCCAAGGCCUCUUUCUCCGAUAAAUAAAGUCUUUGCCAUUUUACUAGAAGCGGUGGUGACCGUGUCUAAAUGAGUGGGCCCUGUUCAGGGAAGCCGUGGCAGGCUCGGUGUGUUGUUCACUGUCGGCUGCACGGGCCUUGGAGACAUAGAGGAGUUUCCGGCCAGCCCAGCCGGCAU